Onychomys torridus (southern grasshopper mouse) is the source of this 1626-nucleotide messenger RNA. RefSeq names its product hydroxysteroid 17-beta dehydrogenase 11 (gene Hsd17b11). The coding region runs from base 487 to 1383 and encodes 298 amino acids. Lineage: Eukaryota; Metazoa; Chordata; Mammalia; Rodentia; Cricetidae. The record is from RefSeq and is a predicted model, not a curated record. The transcript is spliced from 7 exons. Gene Ontology annotation, molecular function: oxidoreductase activity, acting on the CH-OH group of donors, NAD or NADP as acceptor. Gene Ontology annotation, cellular component: lipid droplet.
CUUGCUUCCUGGUCCUUUGAGAUGUGGUUCCACAGUUUUGCCACCCUUAUGCAGAUUCAGGCGGUUGUCCGCAGUAGCCUGUGAGCUGCCGGCACUGGCCGCUCAUCCUUUAUGGCACGGGGUACUUCUCCAAGGUCUGCUGCAGACAGGGAGGAGAUUUUUUUCGACUGAGGAAAGCGUGCGGUGCCUAGCCCUCCUAGGAGGAAGUAGGUGAAAGCUGUCAGGGUCGCACCGCCCUGGGGCUUGCGCCUGGACUUCGUCCCUCCCAGAUAUCCCAGCCAGCGAGCAGCUGCUCUGACCGCAGCCGGAGCCAAUGGCAAAAACCGCCCUGAAGCCCGGCCCCGCGGAAGGAACGGUUUCAGAGUUGUUUGUUUCUCUUUGAUAGAGGAGGGACUCUGCCUUGCUCUGGCUUUUACUCUGUGCGUGACCAGACAGCCUCCAGAAGCAGUUUAAGGCGAGGAAGGAGAACACCGGGCAGCCAGAAGGAUGAAGUAUCUGCUUGACUUUAUUCUGAUGCUGCCCUUGCUCAUCGUCUUCUGCAUCGAGUCUUUCAUCAAGCUUUUUGUUCCCAAGAAGAAAAAGUCAGUCUCCGGAGAGAUUGUCCUCAUCACUGGAGCUGGCCAUGGAAUUGGAAGACUGACUGCCUACGAAUUUGCCAAACUUAAAACCAAAUUGGUUCUCUGGGAUAUCAAUAAGAACGGCAUCGAGGAGACAGCUGCAAAGUGCAAGGAACUGGGUGCCCAGGCCCAUCCCUUCGUGGUGGACUGCAGCAAGCGGGAAGAGAUUUACAGCGCUGCAAAAAAGGUAAAGGAAGAAGUUGGAGAUGUCAGCAUUCUGGUAAAUAACGCGGGCGUUGUCUACUCUUCAGAUUUGUUUGCUACGCAAGAUGCUCAAAUUGAAAAGACUUUCCAAGUCAAUGUACUUGCACACUUUUGGACCACAAAGGCAUUUCUUCCAGAGAUGAUGAAGAACAAUCACGGCCAUAUUGUCACAGUGGCGUCGGCAGCUGGGCACACGGUGGUUCCCUUCUUGCUGGCUUACUGUUCUAGCAAGUUUGCCGCUGUUGGCUUCCACAGAGCCUUGACUGACGAGCUGGCCGCCCUGGGAAGAACCGGCGUCAAAACAUCGUGUCUCUGCCCUAACUUCAUCAACACCGGCUUCAUCAAGAACCCGAGUACCAAUUUAGGACCCAACCUGGAACCUGAAGAAGUGGUAGAACAUCUCAUGCAUGGGAUCCUCACUGAGAAGAAAAUGAUAUUUGUUCCAGGGACUAUAGCGUUUUUGAUGGUAUUGGAAAGGAUCCUUCCUGAGCGAUUCCUGGCAGUUUUAAAACACAAGAUCAAUAUUAAGUUUGAUGCAGUUAUUGGAUACAAAGAUAAAUGAUGAAGACGACCUGGUUUUCUUGAAAGCUGAUUUACCAGGCUCAAGUUGAUUUCUUCCAACAUUAAUCAAGAUUUUAAUGUUUUUAACUUUGGUUUUUCUCGAUAUCUUGCUUCUUCGCUGUCUCCUCUUGAAGUGUGACCUUGCUCAUGAAAGCCAGUUUCACAUCCUAGAACCAAGUGGCCUUAAGAGUUGCUCUGGCCGGGCGGUGGUGGCGCACGCCUUUAACCCCAGCACUCGGGAGGC